CAUGUUUACUGGCCGUUACUUUCGCGUCUGUGGCAAUUCUGAUGUACGUUACACUUCCUUAUAUACAAGGUUUAAGCUACAAAGCGACAGAAUGUCGAGUCGAAAAAGUCGAGAUCUUCGAAAAAGGAAGUUGCAGCAUUUCAACCGAACACUUUAGUCCAUGCUACAGAAUUCUGGUGAAAUACAACACGACAAGUGGGUACAGUCGCUCUGUUUUGAUGGAAAACGAACAAACUUUAUACCAUUGUGAAAAGUGCUCUUAUACGUUUGGAAAAGGGAGCAUGUUUCAAAAAUCUGCCGUAUGCAAAAAUCCCAUGAAGUGUCUGACAUCUUUCGACAACCAUUUUGGAAAGAUUGACCAAAAAUUUUCAUGUUUUUACAAUACAAAGAGCUUGCAAGAUGUUUUCAAAGAAUUCAAGAUUUCCCGGGUUGAUGCAAUCUACCAAACAUUUUUACCUCUCAUGUUCAUGUUUCUUUACGUAAUCGCCUAUUUGUUCGUGCAGUACGACAACAAUAAGAGACGUAAAUUGAACGAGUGUAUUGAAUCCCGAGGACAACAUACACCAACAAAAAGACCCCGUCAAACUCACCCGAAUGAUAUCCCAUCAUGCACCACGGAAAGCUCCGACUCACAUUCGUCCCCAGACUCCUCAACAACGAUGUACCGAGUUCGAAACAAACAGCUUCCUUGCACCAAACAUCAUGUGCUGAACACACGUGAUAUGGAAGAUGUCAUUAUGGAACAGAAACCCGUAUCGCCAACAUACCAUUCGACACGUCAGCAUGGCGUGCACGACCACUACGUGCAAGUGAACGUGAACAGCUGUUGUAAAAGAUGCACAUACGCAUGUCACACUUUAUAUAGUAACCAUUUUGAGUUGAGUCGUGAUAAGGAGAGAUUCAGACCAGUUCAGGUGAACCAAUUUAACCAUCACGACUACCUUCAAAGAUCACGAAGAGCAUUCAGAUACUUACCAGAAUCGGCAGUUUAGGACAGGCUGUUGGGCUGUUUUUACGGAAAAUCACUGAUCUCCGUCAAAACUUCAAUAAUUUUUUUUCGCAAAAAAAACUUCUUGUAUUUGUAAAUAACCUUUUCAUUGUCAUGUUGAAAUUGCAGUCUUUGCUCGAUUCCUUUCCAAUUCGUAUACAUAGUAGUUCAUACUUGUGUACAAUGGCGUAGCUAGCCAACAAGUUUGCUCAGGCUAUGUAAAUACUUAGGUGUUCAGUAACUGCAAAAACGUAAUUGAAAAAUUCACAAAGCAUGGACAUAUGACUUGGCACAGAAAAGUUUCUGUGACAAGCUAUUGAACAAAAUUCCUUAUCCAAAAAAGUUACCAUCGUUGUUUUUAAGCAGGAAUGAUUGUAUUCUUUCAAAUACUUACGUAAUUAGCUACUGAAAUGUUUACAUAAUUAGCUACUGAAAUGUUCACGUAAUUAGCUACUGAAAUGUUUACGUAAUUAGUUACUGAAAUGCUGACGUAAUUAGCUACCGAAA
This is a messenger RNA of Xenia sp. Carnegie-2017, 1495 nucleotides long. RefSeq lists its product as uncharacterized. Gene Ontology annotation, cellular component: voltage-gated potassium channel complex; membrane. Gene Ontology annotation, biological process: detection of calcium ion; potassium ion transport. The record is from RefSeq and is a predicted model, not a curated record. NCBI's taxonomy places the organism in Eukaryota, Metazoa, Cnidaria, Anthozoa, Malacalcyonacea, Xeniidae. The coding region runs from base 42 to 992 and encodes 316 amino acids. The transcript has 7 exons. Gene Ontology annotation, molecular function: potassium channel regulator activity; calcium-activated potassium channel activity.